AAGGCAUGGAUGCGAUCGUAACCGCGCUUACAACAAGCGUUCUAGGCACUGUACGACUGUUCGUGGUGCUCUUGGCUGGAUUCUUGGCGUCGAAGUUCCCUCGUAAUGAACCUCUUCUGGCAAAGGACACCUGCCGCUGCAUCAGCCGGGUCUGCGCGCUACUAUUUUGGCCAGCGCUUAUGACCGCUGGCACCGGAGCCACCUUGACUCCGGGCACGCUGCAAGACGCCUGGCAGCUGGUCGUGACGGGAAGCUUCACCAUAGGGUUUUCUGGAGUAGUUGCCUGGUUGGUGGGGCGUGUGAGCUUCCGACGUCCUGAAGAUCGCCGCGCCUUUCGUCCCGCGGCCCUGGCGAUCGCGUUCCCGAAUUCCGCCGGUUUUCCGCUCCUGCUAGUGGAUGCACUCUGCGAGCAAGACUACAUCAACAGUGAUUUUGAUGAUGACGAGGUCGAGUGCUUCACACAAGCAACGGGCAUGAUCUUCAUUUACGUGGUCGUCUGGCAAGUAUGGUUUUACUCCUGGGGUUUCUACGCCCUUGGGCAGGAUGACGAGCUGGAGCGCAAGCUCGCAGGGGAAGCAGCCAAAUCACCGUCCGAAGCAACCACUGACGAUGUCGAGAUAUCUUCACCCUGCGAGAUAGCACAAGGGGACGCCUUGCCCCCACGGCAGGCAGAGGGCGGUAGUGGUAGGCAGAGCCCAACACACGACGGCGCAGUGGUUGUCGGCGCUAGUCGGCGGAAUGAGGGGGUCAGCGGUACCAGCGGCACGGCGGCUGCUUCGCACGCGGGCAAGGAUGGCGAUGACGAGGGCUGCUGCUCCUGGGCGGGGCUAAGGCGUCGGUUGUGGCGUCUUGUGGUGUCGCCCAACAUGAUUGCGGUCGCGAUCGGUGUGACCAUCGCCAUGAUUCCGGCCCUACAAGAGCAGCUGUUCGACAACCCGAGGGCGGUUCUGCGGCCAUUGGGUGCGGCCGUCGAGACGAUCGGUUCGCCCACGGUAGCGGUGUCGACGCUGGUGAUGGCCGGCAGCCUGGUGCAGGUUCCCACCGUGGGGGCGGCAUCCGCGGCGGCAUCACAAGGGGGACAGGGUGAUGACGACGGCACCCUGCGGAGAUGGCGUCGCUUCCGAAUCCUCGUGGGCUUCCUGCACGUGGUCUGCCGCCUCAUCGUGGUGCCUGCGGUGGGGUUCACCCUGUUUUGGGUGGCAAGAAAUCAGAGCUCGGUGAUGGGGGAGAACCGGCUGAUGCACCUUAUCUUGCUCAUCGAGCUCGCCAUGCCGUCGGCGGCGUUUGUGAUCGUGUCCCUGAACCAGCUACGGAUGCCGGCGACCGCAGGCUUCAUGGCCCGGCUGUACCUCUGGCAGUACGGGGCGUCGAUGGUUACCAUCACUGCGUGGACAGCGUUGGCCGUACACCUAGUGUACUGAAGGAAGAGUUGCGCACUGUAUGUAGCCCAAAGUCGUGUUGUUCAAGUGUCUUCUGUUUCUGUAGCUUGGUGUGCGGACAUUGGGACCAAUUCCUG
Ectocarpus siliculosus is the source of this 1516-nucleotide messenger RNA. The record is from the annotation of a GenBank genome assembly. NCBI's taxonomy places the organism in Eukaryota, Phaeophyceae, Ectocarpales, Ectocarpaceae.